Molecule: messenger RNA, 1966 nt
Organism: Rana temporaria (common frog)
Lineage: Eukaryota; Metazoa; Chordata; Amphibia; Anura; Ranidae
Gene: TRIM54
Product: tripartite motif containing 54
Exons: 9
Coding region: 128-1237 (369 amino acids)
Molecular function (GO): zinc ion binding
Source: RefSeq, a predicted model, not a curated record
UGAUAAGCCCCUCUAUAGUUAGGCAAGGGACGGUGUGUGCCCAGCAGAGGCUCAGGAGCCCAUUGAAGUCACACAAGACCGGCCCGUCGCUCUCGUUUUUUGUUGUUGCUCGCGUCCUGCGGAAGGGAUGAAUUUCGCCGUGGGCUUCAAGGCUUUAGGGGGGGACACCCAGACCAUGGACAACCUGGAGAAGCAGCUGAUAUGUCCCAUCUGCUUGGAGAUGUUCACCAAACCCGUGGUCAUCCUACCGUGCCAGCACAACCUGUGCCGCAAGUGUGCCAACGACAUCUUCCAGGCCUCCAACCCACUGUGGCAGUCCCGGGGUUCUAGCACAGUGUCAUCAGGGGGACGUUUCCGCUGUCCAUCCUGUCGUCAUGAAGUGGUCCUUGACAGACAUGGAGUCUAUGGGCUGCAACGGAACCUGCUGGUGGAAAAUAUCAUUGACAUCUAUAAGCAGGAGGAGUCAUCCAGGCCUCUGAACACGAAGACGACGGAGCAGCACUUGAUGUGUGAGGAACACGAGGAUGAGAAAAUCAAUAUUUAUUGCCUAACCUGUGAGGUUCCCACCUGUUCCAUGUGUAAGGUGUUUGGGGCCCACAAGGACUGUGAAGUGGCCCCUUUGUCCAGCAUCUACAAAAGACAGAAGAGUGACCUCAGUGAUGGGAUUGCAAUGCUGGUCGCUGGCAACGAUCGGAUUCAGGCAAUUAUCACACAGAUGGAGGAGAUCUGCAAAAGUGUUGAAGACAACAGCCGCAGACAGAAGCAGCACAUGAGCCAGAGAUUUGACUCUCUCUAUAACAUCCUGGAGGAGAGGAAGAAGGAAUUAUUAAAAGUGAUCGCACGGGAGCAGGAGGAGAAGCUGCAGUAUGUGCGAGGGCUGAUCCGCAAACAUGGCGACCACCUCGAAGUCACUUCCAAACUUGUGGAGACCUCCAUACAGUCCAUGGAUGAGCCACAAAUGGCUGCUUUUCUGCAGCAAGCCAAGGAUCUGCUCAAAAAGAUCACAGACAUGUCCAAAGUAUCCACAAUAGACCGACCGGACCCUGGCUAUGAGAACAUGGAUCACUUCUGCAUCAAUGUGGACUGUGUGUCUGAGAUGCUGAGGACCAUCGAAUUCUGUUCAAGUACGCAGGGAGAGGAUGAGGAGGAAACAGAAGAGUCCGAGGCAGCAGCAGAAGAGGAGAGAGUUGAACCCACAGAUGAUUCUGCUGCCAGGCAGAAAACGGCGACCCCUUAACAUGGCGACUUUGGGGCAGUUUAAGGGGGUUCUUGUUGGGGUCCCCAGGGAUCUAUUUAUAAGGGGAAAAAAUUAAAUGUUACUUUUUAGUGCCUUUUUUUUAUUUCACCGCUUUCUACUAUUUAUAAAAAGACAAAGCUAAUUUAGGGUACACACAGACAUAAAGACCCUUCCAUUGUCCACUUGUUUCUUCCCGAAUGUUGGAAAUUGGCGGGUAUUUUAUGCUAGAGGAUAUUUGCCUGCAGAAGUCUGUAUACCCUAAUGGUGUAUGUUACCCCUAAAUUGAAUAUUUCAUAUACAGUAUGUGUCUGAUGUUCCAUGUAGGCAUAUCUCAAUGUAGCCUGUUCUCUUUCCAUUUAUUCGUAUGCUGAGAAAAACCUGGUAAACCUGCUAGUCCGCUGGUCUAUUUUAGCCUUCUACAUCAGAGGCACGUGGCGUGCCUAUACCCCCUGCCCACCCCUGGCUGUACUCCUGUGGACAGACUGUUGCUGUCACACCCCCACCCAGUCCUGCCUGUACCCUAGUAGUCAGAGAAUUGCUGACAUGCCCCCCCAGUCCUGCCAGUGUAAACCCAUGGUCAGACCCUCUUCUGCCCCGCACUGCCUAUACCCCUAUGGUCAGUUUAUUGCCCCUCCUCUGCCCAGUCCUGUCUGUACUCAUGUAGUCAGACUACUGCUGACAUGCCCCUCUUCCUCCCAGCCCUGCUUGUAUCCCUGCAGUCAGACUACU